Frieseomelitta varia is the source of this 879-nucleotide messenger RNA. Its product is annotated as centrosomal protein 20-like. The transcript has 4 exons. Gene Ontology annotation, molecular function: protein binding. NCBI's taxonomy places the organism in Eukaryota, Metazoa, Arthropoda, Insecta, Hymenoptera, Apidae. Gene Ontology annotation, cellular component: motile cilium; centrosome; ciliary basal body. Gene Ontology annotation, biological process: microtubule anchoring; cilium assembly. The record is from RefSeq and is a predicted model, not a curated record. The coding region runs from base 500 to 874 and encodes 124 amino acids.
UAUACGAAACAAACUUGCUUAUCUAAUGAACGUCAAACUAGCAGAAAGACGGUACUUUAGCAAGGAGGAGUAAAGACGACGGUAGAGAACUGGGAAACAGAAGGGGGAUAAAAUAGGCCACGCGGACCCUAAUUUAAGAUCGAAUGGCAAUUGCGAACUGAAUCAACUGUUUAUUAUUUUGUAGAUUAUAUAUCAGCUACAAAUAACAAUUUAUUAUUUCAAGGAAAACUAUCUAAUAAAUUUAGUCGAUAACGUUAUAUCACAAGAACACGUUAUAUUUCAAGUAUUUUGUUCUACGAUCUUUUACCGAAAUGAAAAUUUUUCAAAAUAUUGCGCUCUAUAUAGAACGUGCACUUGAAAAUAGCUUUAAAUUGCACAUCGUGCGAUUAAUGGACGAAAAUUUGAAUUAUUAAUAUCUCCCUCUCUGUUUGUAUACAUAUAGAUAUGUGUACUUUUUGAAAUUCUCUCUGCUUUGUUUACGGGCAAAUGUAAUGAUAAAAUGGCAACGGAGAAGGAUUUGAUUAAUGCAGUCAGAGAAUCACUUAAAGCUGAUGGAGAGCUUGGUCGUAUAAAAGCUGAAAUGCGUACAGAAGUCAUAAAAUUGUUAGAUAAUUCAAACAAAGAAAAUAAAACAAAGCUUCCAAAACCACCUUUAGACAUUGUAUUUUUAAACGAACUUAUUCGAGAAUAUUUAGAUUGGAUGGGAUAUAAGUACAGCUCAACUGUAUUUAUUUCAGAAUGUGAUUUGUCAAAGCAACCACUUGAUAGGCUUUUGCUUUUGCAAAGUUUGGGACUGAAGGAAAGUGAAAAUAGUACAAAAUUGCCAUUGCUGUGUAGUAUUAUAGAAACAUUUAAAAAUUUUAAAAAUACAUAAAUAUA